Lindgomyces ingoldianus is the source of this 1824-nucleotide messenger RNA. RefSeq lists its product as uncharacterized. Gene Ontology annotation, molecular function: RNA binding; ATP binding; tyrosine-tRNA ligase activity. NCBI's taxonomy places the organism in Eukaryota, Fungi, Ascomycota, Dothideomycetes, Pleosporales, Lindgomycetaceae. Gene Ontology annotation, cellular component: cytosol; mitochondrion. Gene Ontology annotation, biological process: tyrosyl-tRNA aminoacylation. The coding region runs from base 6 to 1823 and encodes 605 amino acids. The record is from RefSeq and is a predicted model, not a curated record. The transcript has 5 exons.
CACCAAUGUUGCCUCUUCGACACCUGCUGCGAUCUCGUCCCUACAUUUAUAAUCGAUGUGUGCGAACACAAUGUGGUCGGCUGCCUGGAGCGCGGCGUUCGAUAUGGGCGGCUUCCAAUGCAAACCAGGAGGAGCUGUGGGGGGAGCAGGCGCGGAAGAUUAGGUCAGGAGCACAACAGAGCAUGUUGGAUAUAUUGGAAGAGCGAGGAUUUGUCAAAGAUGUUGCCGGUGGCCGUAAAGCUCUUGACUGGCUGUUGACUGAGAAACCUAUAGGCGCAUACGUCGGAGUCGACCCCACGGCCCCUUCGCUGCACGUCGGACACCUCCUUCCUCUCAUGGUAUUAUACUGGAUGUAUCUGCAUGGCUUUUAUACAAUCACCUUGCUCGGCGGUGGCACUGUGCAGAUUGGGGAUCCUUCCGGGAGAACGAGCGCUCGAACACGACAGUCGAAGGAGGCACAGGAUAUGAAUUGCAUAAAUAUGCGAGCGCAGCUCAAGAAGCUCUGGAUCAACGUAAAGGCGCUUGGCAUCAAACACAAGUACUCGGAGAAGACUAGCAGGAGGCGAGACGUCAUGAACAACAUCGUUUGGCUAAACAGCCUUGGCGCUGUACGUUUGAUUCAAGACGUAGGCUCUGGCAUGAGACUAGGGUCAAUGCUCAAUCGUGACUCCGUCAGGGUGCGCAUGGAAAGUGGGGACGGUAUGGCCCUGUCCGAAUUCUGCUACCCUCUCUUUCAAGCGUACGAUUGGUGGAAGCUGUAUACUAGAUACGGCGUCCAACUGCAAGUGGGCGGUUCAGAUCAAUACGGGAAUAUCUGUGCAGGAAUGGAUGCUGUGCACCAUAUGCAGAAGCUCUACCAGGGAGAGAGCCAUGCUAAAACCGAAAACCACCCUUUGACCGCGACCUUUGGGCUCACAACACCACUGUUGACGACUGCAUCUGGCGAGAAAUUCGGCAAGAGCGCUGGAAAUGCGGUCUGGCUGGACAGGCAAAUGAUGAGCUCAUUCGAUCUUUACCAGUGCUUCUUACGUACCGCGGACGAUGACGUUGAGCGAUAUCUGAAGCUUUUCACCUUUAUACCCCUUGAUCACAUCGGGUAUGUCAUGGAGCAUCAGAGACAGGAUCCUUCAAAGCGCCGUGCUCAGCAUCUGCUUGCGAAAGAAAUCGUCGAGCUUGCUCAUGGUGCUAGGCUUGCGGUGGAGGCUGAGAUGGCGCACAAAGAAGCUUUCACUCAUGGGACCAAUCUCUUCUCUCUCGGUGUUUUGAGACGCUCGCUGCAAGACUUCUCAAGUUCCAAGUCUAGGGAACCGCAGCCCACCAAUCCUUGGGAAGAGGAAUCCAAACAACUCCGCGCUUACAAGAGAAAGUUCGCUGCAUCAUUGGUGGCUCAAACGCCUGCCGCAGCCACACCUAAUUCAACUACAAGCGACGCGUCUAAGGAAAUUGUAGUCCUACCGCGGACACUUCUCCAACUUGGAUCGUUUGCUCAGGUAUUGCGUGCGGUAGGUCUGGUGUCCUCGAACAGCGAGGGUCACCGAUUGGUUCAGAAUCAAGGUGCCUAUGUAGUACGGCCCAAUUCUGGUUCGAUUGAGAACCCUAACGGUCUGAAAUGGGAACCUGUUGUUCCUCAUGCAAAUCCGUCGCACUAUCUCAUCGAUUUUGAGGCACUCGUACUGAGGGCCGGCAAGUCGAAGAUUAAAAUCUGCCAUGUUGUUAACGACGAGGUUUUCGAAGCAGACGGGCAGUCCUGUCCAGGCUGGGAGGAGAUCAAAGCGAAACGGGCCGAGUCUGAGUCCAACUCUAGAAAGGAACCACAACAGUAAG